Messenger RNA from Daktulosphaira vitifoliae (grape phylloxera), 3192 nucleotides. RefSeq names its product protein singed (gene singed). The record is from RefSeq and is a predicted model, not a curated record. The coding region runs from base 163 to 1731 and encodes 522 amino acids. NCBI's taxonomy places the organism in Eukaryota, Metazoa, Arthropoda, Insecta, Hemiptera, Phylloxeridae. Gene Ontology annotation, cellular component: actin cytoskeleton; cytoplasm. The transcript is spliced from 7 exons. Gene Ontology annotation, biological process: cell migration; establishment or maintenance of cell polarity; actin filament bundle assembly. Gene Ontology annotation, molecular function: protein-macromolecule adaptor activity; actin filament binding.
AGUUCACAAAACAGUGUACAGGCUUCAGUAUCGACCAGUUAGCUGCGUGGUUGCCGGUGUGUUUGUAGUCUUUUGGUAUCGUAUUGUAUGUACUCAUAAUAAUAGUAAUAAUCGUCAUUAUUUUGACGUUGUAACUGUUGAAAUCAUCGCAAAACAAUUAACAUGAACGGUUACAACAAUCAUGAAAGUAGUGAAGGAGGUGCUAAACUAUCAUCAAUCUCUCCAUGUAGUUGUUGGACAAUUGGAUUGGUUAAUGUAGACUCAAAACGAUAUUUAACUGCUGAAACUUUUGGUUAUAAAAUAAAUGCUAAUGGAGCAUCAUUAAAAAAAAAACAACUAUGGACAUUAGAACCUAGCACUAAUAACAGUGCUUUAGUAUGUGAUGGACCUACAACAACAAUUCGUUUACGCUCACAUUUAGACAAAUAUUUGGCAGUGGAUACUUUUGGAAAUGUUACUUGUGAUGGUGAUGAUCCUAGUGAUCCAGGAACAGUGUUUCAAGUAUCUGUAACUGAUGGAGAUUCUGGUAGUUGGGCUUUGAAAAAUGUUGUACGUGGUUAUUAUUUAGGUGCUUCAUCAGAUAACUUAAAAUGUACUGCAAAAGCAGCGGGUUCAAGUGAAUUAUGGCUAGUUCAUUUAGCUGCACGACCUCAAGUAAACCUAAGAUCAGUUGGUCGCAAACGUUUUGCUCAUUUGUCUGAAAGUCUUGAUGAAAUUCAUGUUGAUGCUAAUAUACCAUGGGGAGAAGAUACUCUCUUUACAUUGGAAUUGCGACCAGAUGAUAAUUUUAAAUAUGCUAUACACACAUGUAAUAAUAAAUAUUUAUCUAGAGAUGGGAAAUUGGUGGACACUUGUACUUCAAACUGUUUAUUUUCAUUGGAAUAUCACUCUGGUGGUUCUUUGGCUCUCAGAGAUAAAGCUGGUGGAUAUUUAUCACCAAUUGGCUCAAAAGCUCUUUUAAAAACUAGAUCCCAAACUGUUACCAAAGAUGAGUUAUUUACUCUUGAAGAUUCUUUACCACAAGCUAGUUUCAUAGCAGCACUGAACUCUAAAUAUGUGUCUGUGAAACAAGGUGUUGAUGUAACUGCUAAUCAAGAUGAAAUAUCAGAUCAUGAAACUUUUCAACUAGAGUUUGAUUCCUCUACUAAAAGGUGGUAUAUACGAACAAUGCAAGAUAGAUACUGGACUCUCGAAACUGGUGGUGGAAUUCAAGCUGUAGCUGAUAAAAAAUCUUCAAAUGCUUUAUUUGAGCUAGCAUGGCAAGGAGAUGGUUCUGUAUGUUUUAGAGCAAAUAAUGGUAAAUAUGUGUCAACAAAACGAUCUGGACACCUAUAUGCUAAUAUUGAUGUUAUUGAUGAAGCCUGCAAGUAUUUUUUUUACUUGAUAAAUAGACCUAUUUUGGUUUUAAAAUGUGAACAAGGCUUUGUUGGCUAUAAAUCCUCUUCAAGUUUACGCUUAGAAUGCAACAAAGCUUCUUAUGAAACCAUUCAAGUAGAGCGUUCUGAUCGAGGAAUAGUUUUUUUCAAAAACCAAUUAAAUAAAUACUGGCAUGCAGAUGACGAAGGAGUAUCAGUUGAAACAGAUAUACCUGAAGGAUUUUUUUUGGAGCUAAGAGAACCAACUAGAAUUUGUAUAAAAAGUGUAUCAGGUUAUUAUUUGUCUGCUGGUAAAAAUGGGAUGUUUAAACUAGGAGAUAGCGAUUUUAAUAAUGCUACUAACUGGGAGUAUUAAUGACAUAAAAUAACAAUUUCAUUGAUCUUUAUAAUUUAUAUAUAUACACACACAUUUAUGUGAUAAAGUAGUGUAGAUAGAAUUAUUAUCAUACAAACUAAAAAUUUUAAAUGACCAUAAUAUUUUAAAAAUAUACUUUUUUAUGUAUACUUCUUUAAUUAACUUCUAUGCACACUUAUCUUAUUGUAAUAUUUAGUAAGUUAAAAAUACUACUUUAUAGGUAUUAAAUGACAUUUAACAAUUCUAUAAUUAAAAGAAACAUUUUAUUUUAUCUUUAUAAAAACUAAUUAAAAUAUAAAUCAUAUCUAAAUUACACUAUGUACGAGUUGUGUACAUUAUGUACAUAGAAUUGGGAUUUUUUAUAUCUAUUUAUAUUAACUUUUUAAUCUAUUGUAAAAAUAUAUUAAUCAUUACUUAUAUGAUUACUAAAAAAUAUAUUAAUUUUAAUCAUAAAAUUAAAUAUGUAGUUAUCACUUUCUGGUAUUUUAGUUUAAAUACUAUCAUUACUAUGUUUAAAUAAGAUUUCAAAAGUGAUGAGUUAUUUUUUUCUUAUGGAAAACAAUUAUACUUAAUAAAAUUUUUUACAUUAUAUCAAAACUAUAAGUACAUAGAAUUUUUACAUGAAAGUUUUUAGUAUUUAACAUAAUUCAUUAAUCUACAAAUAAAAUACAAUUAAUAAUAAAGAAUUUGUAUUUGCUAUCUCAAGUAUGUAUAUCCCCCAUUAAAAAUAUUUACAACUGUUUUUAAGAAAAUAAUGGUUUAUCAUUUAUUUGUUGAAUAGAUUUUUGAUGUAAAUAAAAAUAUACAAUUUACAUUUAAUAUAAAAUUAUAAAAUUAUAAAAUUAGUUUCUAGUCUUCCAAAGAGCUCAUUUUUUAAAUUUUAUUAUUUUUACUUUUAUAUUUAAAAAUGUAGGGAGACUGGUUGAAAAACUGUAAUUAAAUAUGAUAUUAUUUUAUUAUAAAAUUAAUAAUAAUAAAUAUUAUUUUAUGUUAAGAUUUAUUUAUAAUUUUAUAUUCAUAGUUUAUCAUAUUUUAUACAUUUAUACAUUUUUUUAAAAAUAUUUUUUACUUAUUUAUUAUGACUAUUCCCAAAAUUUAUACUGUACUUUCUUUAUUUUUUUAAAAACUUUUAUACUAACUUUUUUUUCUUAAAAAUCAAGUUUUGCUGAUUAAAACACUUAAUUUUUAACAUAUAAUAAAUAAAUAAAAUAUUUUUAACAUUUUUAUGUGAGAAUGAAUUUAAAGAUGAUACUUUAAAUUUCAAUUACUCACAAAUGUUUUAGAUUAAAAAAAAUUUUUGUAUAUUAUGCAAGUAUUCAAACAUAUGAUAAAUUUAUUUUUCAGAUUUAUUUAUUUAAUAAAAAAGUAAUAUUGGUUAUUAAAAAAUAGAAAUUAAUAAAAAUGGUUUAUUUUUCAUUGUAUUAUGUAUUUAUUAAAUUAAAUAUAAAAUUUCUAAUAGAA